Diachasma alloeum is the source of this 1377-nucleotide messenger RNA. RefSeq lists its product as uncharacterized. NCBI's taxonomy places the organism in Eukaryota, Metazoa, Arthropoda, Insecta, Hymenoptera, Braconidae. The coding region runs from base 1 to 1377 and encodes 458 amino acids. The transcript is spliced from 3 exons. The record is from RefSeq and is a predicted model, not a curated record.
AUGCAAUCCAAUGCAGUUGGUGCUGACGGUAUAUCGAGAAAGAUAAUGAUGAACACUCUGCCAGCCCUGUCUGACUGUCUCCUGACCAUGAUGAACAAAUCAUUUGAUGACUGCAUUUUUCCCAUGAACUGGAAGCGGGCUGUCAUAGCCCCAGUAGCCAAGGUCAGCUCCCCGAAGUCACCUACUGACUAUCGACCCAUUGCUCUCUUACCGUUUCUAGCGAAAGUCCUGGAGAGACUGGAGUUUAAUCAGCUAUCAUCGUAUCUACAUGAAGACAGUCAACUUGACCCUCGUCAAUGUGGAUUCAGAUCCGAUCAUAGCACUCAGACCGCGCUGCUCAGACUCAUCAAUGAUGUCAGGAGAAAUGUUGAUAACCACAAGAUUACUGUCUUGGGGUCUAUUCUUGGUCCUCUUCUGUUCUCCCUGUUCGUCAAUGAAAUUGGGAGAAAGAUUGUUAACUCACGCUACCUCUUCUAUGCGGAUGACCUCCAGAUUUACUGCGGAUGUGAUCCCACUGAGCUUCAUCACUGCUUCGAACAACUCAAUGCUGACAUCUCUCGGAUCCAUGAUUGGGCUUUGGCUAAUGGCCUACAACUUAAUGUCAGUAAGACUACGGCCAUUGUUUUUGGAGCUAGACGCUAUAUCAACGCCGUUGAUAUGACCUCCUUGCGUCAUCUUGGCUGUGUUGGUACUGCUAUUGAAUUCGUUAGCAGUGUGAGGAACCUUGGGGUCAUCUUCGACAGCAAAUUAACUUUUGGUAACCACGUCCAGCUGGUGACUUCCAAGAUCAACUCAGCGUUCUAUCAAUUGUACAACUUAUGUCGCUACAUGGAUGAGCCUCUGCGUAAGCUGCUGGUCAAUGCCCUCAUUUUUCCUCACAUUUUCUACUGCCAGGCUGUCCUCCAAGGUGUGGGUGUUGUCCUUGACAUGCAGCUCCAACGAUUGAUCAACAGGGCUGUUCGGUUUGUGAGUGGGCUACCUCGUGAUGCGCCUAUUUCAGCAGCUAGGCGUUCCCUUCGAUGGCUAACUAUAUCUAGGUACAGGGACUCUGCUAUUGCCUCCAUCAGGUACCAAGUGCAACUUACUGGCAACCCUGCAUACCUCGCUGAACUGUUUGCUGUGUACAUCUCCACUAGACCUCUCCGCCAAGCCCUUGCGCAACAGCCUCUGGUUGUCACAAAUAACCGGGCGGACGCUGGAUUGCUGGAGAAGGUACAGGGCAUUACACUCGAUAAUGCCUCUGUUAACACUGCGUUCAUGAGAGAAUUCGGCAAAUUAUUACAUCCAAAUAACCUGUCCUUCGACGUUCAGAAUCAAGACUUCAAUGGCUUCGUCUAUAUCAUCAAUUUACUGGUUCAAGAUAUUCUAAAGAUGUAA